ACUUUCGUCACAGACCAAGCUCCUUGCUCGUCCUGAGAAAAUCCCACCGCCUUACUCCAUUAUUGAAGAAGCGUCUCAUUCGUUUUUUAUAAAUGCACGCCGGGAUGAAAAGUAUAAAGGAGAAGGGUAACCGACAAACUUACAAAACUGUGCUGUGAAAUGGAUAAUAAAUUCAGCGCGGAAAGAUCGAUGGAAGAAAGAAAAAGCUUCUGCUCGGAGGCGCACACGAGCGAGCGGGGUCCAAGACGAAAAGAGACGGUCGAGAGGAGAGAACGAAGGUUGGUAGUUGCACGUCAUCCAAGAAAGAUGCAUCGUAGCGCUCACGGCGAUGUUGAGAAGAUCGAGAGAGUGAAGGCAAUGCCACAGUCUGCCACCCUGGCGACACGGCUGGGUGCAGAGCUGAAAGCGAGAAUUCUCCCGCAGCGUGGAGACGCGGCACUCGCUCCGCAUAAAUCAUUCUGCUUCUGCUUGCAACAGGGAGGCGAAAAUAGAUGGAGCUCCCCUACUCCUUCUCCUCUUCUGUCGCAUCCACCAACUCUCUCUUCUCCUUCUCUUUCCUUCUAACAUCUACUAUGUUUACCUUUGCAUACAGGGUGAGUCUAGUAACGUUCACGA
This is a messenger RNA of Megachile rotundata (alfalfa leafcutting bee), 615 nucleotides long. RefSeq lists its product as uncharacterized. NCBI's taxonomy places the organism in Eukaryota, Metazoa, Arthropoda, Insecta, Hymenoptera, Megachilidae. The record is from RefSeq and is a predicted model, not a curated record.